Molecule: messenger RNA, 3260 nt
Organism: Seriola dumerili (greater amberjack)
Lineage: Eukaryota; Metazoa; Chordata; Actinopteri; Carangiformes; Carangidae
Gene: grik5
Product: glutamate ionotropic receptor kainate type subunit 5
Exons: 19
Coding region: 45-3260 (1071 amino acids)
Biological process (GO): modulation of chemical synaptic transmission; synaptic transmission, glutamatergic; monoatomic ion transport
Cellular component (GO): kainate selective glutamate receptor complex; plasma membrane; postsynaptic membrane
Molecular function (GO): kainate selective glutamate receptor activity; transmitter-gated monoatomic ion channel activity involved in regulation of postsynaptic membrane potential
Source: RefSeq, a predicted model, not a curated record
GUACAGGCAGCCAGCAGACCAUUCUCCAUGAGGAGCAGUAGAAGAUGCCGGCUCUGCCAGCACUGCUGCUGUCAAUACACUUCCUCUCCUUCCUGCUAGUCACCAUGCCGCCACGCUCCCUCAGUCAGGCCCCCCUGCUCUCCUCCGUCCGUAUGGCGGCAAUCCUGGACGACCAGUCUGUGUGUGGGCGUGGGGAGCGGCUGGCGCUGGCCCUGGCCAGGGAGAACAUCAACAGCGUGAUGGAGGGUCCGGCCCGAGCCCGAGUGGAAGUGGACAUAUACGAGCUGCAAAAAGACUCCCAGUACGACACUACCGACACCAUGUGUCAGAUUCUACCCAAAGGCGUCGUCUCUGUGAUAGGUCCCGCCUCCAGCCCCGCCUCUGGUUCUACUGUCAGUCACAUAUGUGGAGAGAAGGAGAUCCCUCAUGUGAAGAUUGGUCCUGAGGAAACUCCACGCUUGCCGUACCUGCGCUUUGCCUCUGUCACUCUGUACCCUAGCAACGAGGACCUGAGCCUGGCCAUAGGAGCCAUCUUGCGCUCGUUCAGUUACCCCUCAGCCAGCCUGGUCUGUGCCAAGGCUGAGUGCCUGCUGAGAUUGGAGGAGCUGGUCCGCCGCUUUCUCAUCUCCCGGGAGACGCUGUCAAUCAGGAUGCUGGAUGACAACCUGGACCCUACGCCGCUGCUGAAGGAGAUCCGUGACGACAAAGUGGCCACCAUCAUCAUCGACGCCAAUGCUUCUGUCUCCUAUCUCAUCCUUAAAAAGGCAUCGGAGCUGGGGAUGACAUCAGCAUUUUACAAGUACAUCCUCACCACCAUGGACUUCCCCCUCCUGAGACUGGAUGAUAUAGUGGAUGAGCAGUCCAAUAUCGUGGGAUUCUCCAUGUUUAACACUACGCAUCCCUUCUACUUGGAGUUCAUCAGGAGCCUCAACCUCUCUUGGAGGGAGGGCUGUGACCUGACAUACCCCGGCCCUGCGCUCUCGUCAGCACUGAUGUUUGAUGCGGUGCAUGUGGUGGUGGGGGCGGUGAGGGAAUUGAACCGCAGUCAGGAAAUAGGAGUGAAGCCGCUCAGCUGCACCUCGCCUCAGAUCUGGCAACACGGGACCAGUCUUAUGAACUACCUGCGCAUGGUGGAGUACGACGGUCUGACAGGGCGUGUGGAGUUCAACAGCAAAGGUCAAAGGACCAACUACACCCUGCGGAUCCUGGAGAAACACCGAGGAGGUCACAAAGAGAUCGGGAUCUGGUACUCCAACAACACCCUGAUAAUGAAUUCCACCAGUCUGGAUAUUAAUGUCUCAGAGACGCUGGCAAACAAGACCCUCAUUGUCACCACCAUACUGGAGAACCCAUAUGUGAUGCGUAAGGACAACUACCAGGAAUUCCAGGGUAACGACCAGUAUGAGGGCUUCUGCGUCGACAUGCUUAGGGAGCUGGCAGACAUCUUGAAAUUCUCCUUCAAAAUCAAGCUGGUGGAUGAUGGGCUGUAUGGGGCUCCAGAGCCCAACGGCUCUUGGACUGGCAUGGUUGGAGAGCUAAUCAACAGGAAAGCAGACCUGGCCGUGGCGGGCUUCACCAUCACAUCGGAGAGAGAGAAAGUUAUCGACUUCUCUAAGCCGUUCAUGACCCUGGGGAUCAGCAUCUUGUACAGAGUUCAGCUGGGUCGGAAGCCAGGUUACUUCUCCUUUCUCGAUCCCUUCUCUCCAGCUGUCUGGCUCUUCAUGCUGCUCGCCUACCUGGCUGUCAGCUGUGUGCUCUUCCUGGCUGCAAGGCUGAGCCCCUACGAGUGGUACAACCCUCACCCGUGUCUGCGAGAGCGCAGGGACAUGCUGGAGAACCAGUACACCCUGGGAAACAGCCUGUGGUUCCCUGUUGGAGGCUUCAUGCAGCAGGGAUCAGAAAUAAUGCCCAGAGCCCUGUCUACCAGAUGUGUUAGUGGGGUGUGGUGGGCGUUCACCCUGAUCAUCAUCUCCUCCUACACGGCCAACCUGGCGGCCUUUCUGACCGUCCAGAGGAUGGAGGUUCCCAUCGAGUCCCCGGACGACUUGGCUGACCAGACCAACAUCGAGUAUGGCACCAUCCAUGGAGGGAGCACCAUGACCUUCUUCAUGAACUCUCGUUACCAGACUUACCAGAGGAUGUGGAACUACAUGAACUCUAAGCAGCCCAGUGUAUUUGUGAAAAGCACAGAGGAGGGCAUUGCCCGUGUGCUCAACUCCAAGUAUGCCUUCCUGAUGGAGAGCACCAUGAAUGAAUACCACCGCGGCCUCAACUGUAAUCUCACACAGAUAGGAGGCCUGCUGGACACCAAGGGCUACGGCAUUGGCAUGCCACUGGGGUCUCCGUUCAGAGAUGAGAUCACGCUGGCCAUCCUCCAGCUGCAGGAGAAUAACAGGCUAGAGAUACUGAAGAGGAGGUGGUGGGAGGGAGGCCAAUGUCCCAAAGAGGAGGACCACCGUGCCAAGGGUCUGGGCAUGGAGAACAUUGGGGGCAUCUUCGUGGUGCUGAUCUGUGGCCUCAUCAUUGCCGUGUUUGUGGCCAUUAUGGAGUUUGUGUGGUCGACACGCCGCUCGGCAGAGACUGAUGAGGUAUGCCCCCAUACCUGCCCUCGCCGACCCCACAGACACACCCCAGUGUCUGUCUGUCAGGAGAUGAUCACAGAGUUCCGAAACGCCGUCUCCUGUAAGAAGAGUUCCCGUAUGCGCCGUCGGCGGCCCCUCAGCAGCUCAGCAGCCCUGCGCCACCCCACACGCAUAGCUCUAGGGGCCCCUCGGCCCCUGCGCCUGGUGCGGGAGAUGCGCCUUAGCAACGGAAAGCUCUACAGUGGAGCUGGCCCCCUGACAGGUGGAGCUGGAGGUGGAGCAGGGGGGACAGGGCCUUCAGAUCUGGGCCCUGGACCACAGCGGAUCCUAGAUGAUCCGCUGGGGGCCAACACCACCCCUCCUCCACCAGCCCCCACCCCUGUGAUGCUGCCCGCCCGCAGCUGCACCCAUGUGAGGAUCUGCCAAGAGUGCCGGAGGAUCCAGAACCUGAGAUCAGGCAGUAGUAUAGGAUCAACCUCAACAAGAAUACCACCCUCAUCAGCACCCCUGCCCAGGCUACCCCCACCCCCUCCUCCAUCCUCAUCCAACACAGACAGUGAGGGUGGAGGGGGGCCCAGCCCAAGGCGGCUACAUCACAGCCCCCCACCUCAUACCCCUCGACCCAUUCCACCUCCACAGAGCAGCAACACCACAGACCUACUGGUUGACCAGGACUGA